ACGUGAUGACGCAGGUUUGGAGUUGCAGGCAUGAGAUGUCUAUCGCGCUUCUUCACGUCCAGGAACAUCGGCAAUAUUGUGAAGUUUAUUGAGCCCAGUGUUACCUUGACAAUCCGCAGUACUCCGUCAUUUACCUCGUUUUUCUGCAGGAAAUUUACGGACAGCGGCACCAACAUGGAUCUGAGUAACAUGAGAAAGAGCUAUAAGAGCGAUCAGGAGUGUUUUGAGGAGGAUCAGCUUACUUCUUUAGAUCCAAUUAAACAAUUCGGCAGCUGGUUUGAUCAAGCCACUAAGUGCCCUGAGGUGGGAGAAGCCAAUGCAAUGUGUCUUGCAACAGCGACCAAGGACGGUCGCCCCUCUGCACGCAUGGUUCUUCUAAAAGGCUACAGCGAGGAGGGAUUUCGCUUCUUUUCCAACUAUGAGAGUCGGAAAGGUGCAGAGUUGGACUGCAAUCCCCACGCCUGUCUUGUAUUUUACUGGGAACCAUUAAACAGACAGAUUCGCAUUGAAGGCACUGUAGAGAGAAUCCCGUACGAGAUUUCAUGUGAUUAUUUCCACUCAAGACCCAAGAGCAGUCAGAUCGGUGCUGUUGUUAGCAGGCAGAGCACAGUAAUACCAAGCCGACAAUACCUGAGAGACAAGAAUGCAGAGCUUGAGGAAAAGUAUAAGGACACAAAUGUACCAUUGCCAGAUUACUGGGGUGGAUACAUUGUAAAACCCCACCUGAUUGAGUUCUGGCAGGGUCAGACUAAUAGAUUACAUGACCGAAUAGUCUUUUUGCGGCCAAAAGAGGAAGAGACUGAGCUGGGGGAUAUGCAGCAUCAAGCUGAGGGAGGCUGGAUAUACCAACGCUUAUCCCCCUAAUAGAGAGCAUGCUGUGAAGUCAGCAUCACCGUCUGUGACAUCAAUACAUCAUCAUUAGUUGGCAGCGACUGUCACUAAUAAUGCCAUCAGGGCAUUAACUGACUAGUAAAGACUUAUCCCUCCAUAUUCAUCCUGCAUUCAUAUUCUCUUAACCAAAACAAGAAGGGAGUUAUUAUUUGUAGAUAACUGUAUACAUGAUUUUAUGAAUAUACAAAUCAUGUUGCAUUACAAAUGGUGCUUCUUUGCAGCAUUUUUAAGCCUUGAAAAACUGACCUCAACACAUUCUUAAUCUAUUACUUGUAGGUGCAAAGUCUGUUGACUGCCUAAUGUUUAUUAAUAAUUAAAAAAAAAAAGCACAGCUGUACUUGCAGCCUCAAUUAUAGUUUCAGAGAACAUAGACUUUGGACUUCUGUCACAACAAUAACUUGUUGCUCUGUUUGUUGUUUUGCUCAUCUGUAAAUGUGUUCAUGAUACAGCAAAUAUUCUGCAAGACAAAUGUGAAAUAUUUUUAUUAGAUUGCUGUUGUAAAUGUGCCAAACUUAAUGUUGACUUAAAAUCAUUGUCUAUUUGACUGUAAUUCUGUAAUGAAUAAGUGACUUUCUGUACAUGUAAAACAAGGUAGUAAACUGUUUAAAUUUUGCAGCAAUGAUCAUUGUUUUUUUUGCCAGCAGAUGGCAGUGGCAUCCAAAUAACUUGUGCUCUUUGCUU
Molecule: messenger RNA, 1572 nt
Organism: Sinocyclocheilus grahami
Lineage: Eukaryota; Metazoa; Chordata; Actinopteri; Cypriniformes; Cyprinidae
Product: pyridoxine-5'-phosphate oxidase-like
Exons: 7
Coding region: 31-864 (277 amino acids)
Biological process (GO): pyridoxal 5'-phosphate biosynthetic process; pyridoxine biosynthetic process
Molecular function (GO): FMN binding; pyridoxamine phosphate oxidase activity
Source: RefSeq, a predicted model, not a curated record